UAUGUCAUUAAUUUAAGAUACUAUUUAAUCAUUUUGAGAUAGGAUACUAAGUCAUUAUUUUGAUAGUUUCUCAUUAUUUUGAGAUAAGUCAAUUUGAGAUACUAAUUUAUUAUUUUGAGAUAUUAUUUUGAGAUAGUAUCCCAUUAUUUUGAGUUACUAAUUUAUUCUUUUGAGAUACUAAGUCAUUAUUUUGAUAGUUUCUCAUUAUUAUGAGUCCGUUUGAGUUACUACUAAUUUAUUAUUUUGAGAUAUUAUUUCAUUAUUUUGGGUUAUACGAUAAUUUUGAGAUACUAAUUUAUUAUGUUGAUAGACUAAUUUAUUAUUUUGAUAUGUUAUUAGUUUGAGAUACUAUUAUUUUGAGAUAGUUUAUCAUUAUAUUGACUUACGGCAUCUUUCUUUUUCAUCAAAUGGGCUUCGAUAUCUUUAAUAUAAAAUAAGACGUUAUUUUUUAUUGUAGUGUACCGUUAUAACAUUUCAUUUGCUUUUAGUUACUAUAGUAACGGUACAUAUAUGUACGUUAACACUGUCACACACACACACACACACACACACACACACACACACACACACACACACACACACACACACACACACACACACACACACACACACACAGGAGAGGAGAGGGAGAAGCUGAAUAAAUGACUCACAACAACUCCCACCUCAAUAACAGUAGAAUCAAGAUGGCGGCUGAGGGCGAGUACGAGUCGAUCCUGUGCGUUAAACCCGACGUCAACGUCUAUAGAAUCCCGCCGAGAGCUUCAAACCGCGCAUACAGGGCAGCUGACUGGAAGCUGGAUACUCCAGACUGGACGGGUCGAUUGAGGAUCACCACUAAGGGCAAAGUGGCGUACAUCAAGCUAGAGGAUAAAGUCUCAGGGGAGCUGUUUGCCCAGGCACCGGUCAAGGAGUAUCCUGGUGUUACAGUGGAAACGGUCAGCGACUCCAGCCGAUACUUUGUUCUGCGGAUACAAGAUGACAACGGUCGCAGUGCUUUCAUUGGAGUUGGUUUCGGGGACCGAGGGGACUCCUUUGAUUUCAACGUGGCCUUGCAGGACCAUUUCAAAUGGGUGAAACAGGAGGAUGAACUCAGUAAAACUGCUCAUCUUGGGGAUUCAGGACCAAAGCUGGACUUAGGCUUUAAAGAGGGACAGACCAUCACACUCAAUAUAGGGCAAGGUAAAAAGAGGGAUAAACCUCGCCUGCAAGGCACAGGUGGACUUGGACUCCUUCCACCACCACCAGGAGGCAAGAUAGCUCCUCCUCCUUCAUCAGGCUCAUCCAAUCACAACAUAGUCCCCCAAACAGGAGGAACAGCAACAGGCUGCCUGUUGGAGCUGGACAGUAGUAACUCGAACACAGUGGUUCAGUCAAACCCUAGUUUAGAUCUUUGGGGAGACUUCUCUGCUCCUGCAAGCUCUGUUCCACCUUCAUCACAAUCAGAUAACGCCACAAACUGGAUCCAGUUUUGAGUCUGCAGCGGCGGUUACGUCGAUUUGUGAUUCCCAUCUCACCCGCAUCGUUGUCCGUAGCUUCCUGUGCAUCACACUGCGAGUAAAUCCCACACACUGAUCCCAAAGCAGAGACGUGAACCCCCCUCCCACAGAGCUGUAGAAACAAUUCACGGCAUCAUUUCAUUCAGAAAGAAUCAUAGUUCCUUUUUAAAAAUGUUCUCGACAGGAAAUGAAGCGUUAAUCUCUUAAAGCCAUUACAUUGAUAUGAGCCAUUUCCAAUAAUAUUUAAGGGCUAUGUGUGAUGUCCUGAGUAGCAGGUGCUCCUCUUUUAUGUGUCUGCAUCGCCUCCCCACUAGAUGGCUCCCGCAACAGAGCUCCAUCUUCUGUAAUGUUUCUGUCUCUCAAACGGCUCCCCCUGCAGGCUGUAGAGAGAGCUACACCUCAAUGACGAAUGCUUCAUGGAGGCACCGUUGCUUUCUGUAACCUACUGUAAAUAAUGUGCAGAGGGCAGAGGGUGACAUAGCUCAGAUUGAGUGAAUCUAUAAGACAUAAAACAAAGAAGAUCAUUCUGGAAGUUUCUUUAGUGAUCUACAAUUGGCACUUAAAUCUUUUUUUUGACAUUCAGAAAAUGACAAUUUGUCUUUUUCUUGAAUCAUUUUUGAAAUUACACUAGAAGUACAUCUAAUUCUAAACGGAGCAAUUUGAGAUAUAUAAUGACUUUUUACCUCGCUGGCAAGACUUUUUCAGUUUUGAGAAAAGUUAAUCCUCUUUUAUGACUUUAAGAGAGGAUUAAUUAACUUGCUUGUUCCCAUCCGCGCACUGUGAACUGUGGAGAAUUACAGCUGGAGGCGGUUUGUCAAACUUUCUGUAUUUAAAAGUUUGAUUACACAACAAUAAUAUUGUGGAAUUGAAAGGUUCAGUUUAGCUUUUCUAUGCGGUAUAAAAACUAAAUUGUCAAUAUUUCCCAUUUUCUCUGAAGGCAGAUGCAACCCUCUGCUUAAAUCACCUCUAUGAAACACACACUGUCUACUCAUUGCUGAAGGAGUUAGAGUUUAUUCAGUAUUUGGUGUGUUUAUAGAAUCACUGAACUCACGUAUACUGUACGGGAUACUGAACUGCAGCAUUAACAUUCCUUUAUGAGGUAUUUGAACUAUGAAUUUUUUUGUGUUUACAAUGCAAAUGCAUAUGUGUUUAUGUGCUUGUUAUAUUUUGUUGUGACAUUGAAAUUAAUGUAUUAAUUUCCAAAUCUGACAUGUAUUGUGUUCUAGCCGUUUGGGGCAUUUUUAAGAAUGAAAUAAGCUCAGAAUUAGAUAUUAUAUAUAUUGCAUAUCUAUCUGCUGUAUUUGAUGCAGCAGUAAAUGAAAACACUACUGAAAUAUUUAAAGGGGCGUCUUUAUCCCAAUCAAGUUUUUACCUCAUUUGAAAACAACAUUUCAUCCCAAGUAACGUAUGGAAAGUUGAAAUGAAUAAAUGAAGUGAAUCAGAGCAGGAAUGUAAAGCGUUCUGCUUUAACUGACUGGACUUUGUAUUUAGAAAGUCCUAUUUUGCCUUAAAAAGUGAACAAUUAAAUAGUUAAUUUUCUUUUAAGGCCAACAUGAGAUUUGUUUUUGAUAUCAGAUCAGAGGGAAGCUCUAAUGGGGUUUAUCUGCAAGUUUAUGGUAGAAUAACUUUUAUUUUGCAUUAAAUCUAAACUAACGAUGCUGCAUCCUCUCGACCCCCCAGAAGCUCCCCGUCUGUUAAAAUGAGUCUCAUGUCAAAGAGAAAACCGACUUAUUAGAUGACUAACCACUUUUUUCCGAUGUGCCAUUUACCACCAAAAAUCAGUCAAAAUAUUUACUGAUGAAUUAAUCUCUUACAAAGUAGACAAUGUAUCUGCCUUUUUAUGUUUUUUGAAAUUAUCAUGAGGCUUUUUGAAAAGCAAAAUGUUUACCUGCACAGACCGCUCUGUGGUGAACUCAUGGCCAUCGGUAAUAAAUAUGAUGAAUGACGUACAAACAGAUCUUGAUAAAGGGAAUAUGAGAAGUGCAGUUCCAGAUGAAAAAGCUCUCUCAAACAAUAGUUUAAGAGUGUUUGGGAGUUGUCAGCAGAUCCUACAGCGGAUAAAAGAAGAUUUAGACAAUCUGCGGAAAGUAUUUGUAACUUAUUGGCAUCGUCUUACUUUCUGGGAAAUGGUCUUAUUCACUGGAUGAAGACUGGAAACGGAGGGAAACUGCUUGCCAGGGGCUUUACGAGCACUGCUGACAUGCAGAUCACAAAUGGUCCUGGGUCCUGUUUCACUAAUGAUUGUCACUCGCAAACUGCAGAUACAUUUGCAAAUCCUACAGUCCCUCGCAUGACCACGCAUGUACCACAAUUAUGGUGUUCCUUUGGAUUUGUAUUUUUAAAUUCAAUUAAUGUGAGGAAAAAAUGUGAGAAGAAACAGUAUCAUGUUGCAAGUCACAGCUUGCAUUUUCCAACAGGCACUUACUCUGUACAGAGGAAACAAUAUCUGCCUUGUAGCAUCUCUAAAGAGAACUAAGUAACACUAAUUCAAUCUAGUUUGUUUAUAUUUUCCCAAAAUGUCAAACUAUUCCUUUUAAUGUAUUAUAAUACUGAGUGACCUAAAGCUUUGAACCUAUCUGAUGCAAUGAUCCUUCUUCAGACUGUAAAAUGAAAUCCAAAAUGCUCUUGGCAAAGCUUUUUACUGAGCUGUUAGAGAUGACGCCGGUCUCAUGACUGAUGGUGGGAAAAACUAUCUAAUGAUUGUCUUACUUCAUCUGAUGAAUGUCUUAAUGGCAGCAAAUGAUAUGUUAUUAAUGUGCUGAAAAGACUUUAGCUGAUUGUUACUUUAGCCGGGUUUACAGGACUUUGACAAAUGAAUUGUUAUAAACUUUUUUUGACUGUGAACUCAUUUGUUUGCAUUUAUUUUUAAAGGUGUACUGUGAUCAAAUCACAUGAACUGUAUUUAAUUGGCAUUACGAUACAGGGGCUGAUUGAUAUCUUGAUGAUAUAUGUUGGAUAUGUGUGUUGUGUUUACAUUGCUUGUAUUGCUGGCUAAACUAUAAAUAUGUGUCCCAUUUCUCACUCAUUCCACCCUGGCUGUAAAAUCACUGGACUAACACUUUUGAUUUAUGACCAAUUUAAUGAGAAAGAGGCAAUAAAUCCUUUCAAAGGA
Molecule: messenger RNA, 4608 nt
Organism: Scomber scombrus (Atlantic mackerel)
Lineage: Eukaryota; Metazoa; Chordata; Actinopteri; Scombriformes; Scombridae
Gene: necap1
Product: NECAP endocytosis associated 1
Exons: 8
Coding region: 642-1472 (276 amino acids)
Biological process (GO): endocytosis
Cellular component (GO): membrane; clathrin vesicle coat
Source: RefSeq, a predicted model, not a curated record